UCCAUCUCGACACACGACCCAACCUUCAUCCCGAUCGCCAACGGUCCUUCGCAAACGAGCGUAAUCGCACGCGCGUGAAAAAAGAGAAAGACACAGAAAAAGAGAGAGAGCGAGAAAAGAGAGGGAAGCCCCCCGCGUCACUCCACGAGUCCACUUUUAUUCGUUCUUCGCACUCCGAUCAAUCGCGCCGAUCGACAGUUCGCGCGAACGGUGAGAGAGCCGAUUUGACAGAGAAAAAGAGGAGCAAAAGGAGCCAAGGAAGAGACCGCCGUGCCCGACGCCGACUCGUCUGGCAAGAGUUUCCCGAUUACGGAGGAGAGAGCAAAACAUACAUCACGAUGAUGAAGUUCAGCGUGGUAACGAUGGUGUGCUUGUUGGGGCUGGUCGCCGCCAUGCCGUUGGCUGACCACGAAGGCCACGAGUCGUCCCCGCUGGUUCCUCUCGAUGAGAAGGAGGCGGAGACUCUGAAGGCGGAAAUAGCCGCAGCGCAAAGCAGCGCGCCCGCGGAAGCGGCGCCGGCACCACUGCAGGCGGCACCAGCUGAGCAGCCCGCCGCGGUCGACGCACCCACGCUGAGGAGCAGUGAGUCCUCCGAGGAGACCCAGUCGGCCGAGCCGAAGAAGGAAGAGUCGCAGCAACCGGCACAGCCGAAAGCGGUGGCCGAAGAUGCUGCGCAGCCCAAGUCCUCCGAGGAGCCCCUCGAGGAGAAGGAGGAACCCAAGGUGUUGGCUGCCGAGCUCGAGAAAAAGGAGGAGGAGUCCCUGAAACAAGCGGCUUCCGAGGCCCAGGAAUCGGUGCAGCCCGCGCCGCAGGAGCAGCCUGCCGAGGCUCCGACCGAGAAGAAAGUGGACGUUACCCAAGUGACUUACGAGGAAGUGCUCCAGGAGGAAGCUGCCGAGGGCAAGAGCGCGGAGCCAGCGGAGGCAAUUGAGAAAUCGGCGAUCGCUAUCGAGAAGACCGACGCCCCCGCGCCCGUCACCGAGAUCGUCAAAGAGGACGCGAAGGAAGAAAAGAAGCUGGAGGAGCCGCAGCCGGCCCCGAAGAAAGAGGAAGCGGAGGUGCCGGCGGUCGCGGCCACCGUCGCCGAAGAGAAGCACGUCGAGCAGUCCGCCGAGCAACCGAAGGAGGCCGAGGGUCACUCCCCCGCUCACGCUAAGAUCGAGGACAAGCCGGAGCGCGUGACCCGCGACGCCGAGGAAACCGCAGCGCCUGUUUCCGCGCCCGCGCCAGCCACCCCCGCCGCACAAGAAGCGAGCCAACCGCAGGAAAAGUCCGCGCCGGCCGAAGCUGAGCAGACUCCCGCGGAAGUGGCCAGCAGCCCGGCGGAGGAGCCGAAGCCGGCCGAGAAGAGCGAGAAGAACGAGAAGCUGGAGACCGCUGCAGCCGAGCAGCCGGCCGUCAAGGUCGAGGAGAAGGUCAAGGCCGAGGAGAAGAUAGCCGCCGAGACGGUAGCCGAGCCCGAGAAGGUGGCGAAGAGCGCCGAGACGCCCAUCCAAACGGCGGAGGAAGCCGCGGAGGAGCCUGCACAGCCAGCUCAGCAGGAGCCAGCUAGCCAGGUCAAGCGGAACACGACGGCGGCGAAGGCCGACACGAAGGCUGAGGAACCAUUGGCCGGCCAGCAGCAGCCGGAGGCUGCCAAAGACAUGAAGGAGCGCUCCAACUCCUCCGAGGAGAACAAGUCCGAAGACAGCAAGGAGUCCAGCGAAGAGGAGAAGUCCGCCGAAGAAAAGGACACCAAGGCGAUCGAGCAGACCAAGGCGGAGUUGCUGCCGAAGCCCGAGCAGUAAAUCUCCCCGGCGCCCAGGUGGAUCGACAUGAGUAACCUCAAGCGGCAGCAACAGCAGCAGCAGCAACAACACCACCAACAUCGCGAAGAAGAGGACUGCUCCUCUUAAGAUCGGGACGAGCUCAGGCAUCGGCACUCCAGCUACCACCGGGAACACGUGCACGAGUUCGUCGCGAAACGACAGGAGCGAGAGAGAAAGAGAGGGAGAGGAAGAGCGCGUACGAGAGAGAGAGAGAGAGAGAGAGUGUGUGCGCGAGAGGAAAGAGAGAAUGUGAGAAUGUCGGGAUGCCCGAGAGAACAGGAGAGCGCGCGGCGAUGAAGAAAAAAAA
Messenger RNA from Dinoponera quadriceps, 2115 nucleotides. It is a transcript of the gene bnb, whose product is annotated as fibrous sheath CABYR-binding protein-like. The coding region runs from base 339 to 1787 and encodes 482 amino acids. The record is from RefSeq and is a predicted model, not a curated record. NCBI's taxonomy places the organism in Eukaryota, Metazoa, Arthropoda, Insecta, Hymenoptera, Formicidae. The transcript has 3 exons.